AUGUCAGCUGCCAAUGACACGAAACUCAGCUCUGCAUUGCUCCUUCUCACUGGGAUACCUGGGCAGGAACAUGUCUAUCUCUGGAUCUCUAUUCUCUUCUGCUUCAUGUAUGCAAUCUCAAUGGUAGGCAAUUCAGUCAUUCUCUUCAUUAUAAAAAAGGAUCCAAGCCUCCAUGAGCCCAUGUACAUUUUCCUUUCCAUGUUGGCCCUCACAGACCUUGGCUUAUCUAUAGCCACCAUACCGACGAUACUGGGUAUAUUUUUGUUUAACUCUAGGGAGAUCACCUUCAAUGCCUGUUUUGCCCAGUUGUUCUUCAUCCACACACUUUCAUUCAUUGAAUCUGCUGUGCUCUUGCUGAUGGCCUUUGACCGCUUCGUUGCGAUCCGUGACCCACUGAGAUAUGCUUCCAUCUUAACUCCGCCGAGAAUAGCCAAAAUGGGACUGGUGUUUCUGCUAAGAGGAGUGGCCCUAAUAUUCCCGCUACCCUUUCUCCUGAAACGGUUCCAAUACUGUCGUGUCAACACCCUCUCCCACUCCUACUGCCUGCACCAGGAGGUCAUGAAGUUGGCUUGUUCAGACAUCACCGUCAAUAGCAUCUAUGGCUUGUUCACUAUAGUCUGUACAAUAGGGUUAGAUUUACUGUUCAUCUUCCUCUCUUACGUGAUGAUCCUCAAAACAGUGCUGAGCAUCGCAUCCCACACAGAGCGCCUCAGGGCCCUGAACACCUGCGUCUCCCACCUCUGCGCCGUCCUGAUCUUUUAUGUGUCAUUGAUCAGCCUGGCUCUGAUACACCGAUUUGGGAAUCGCUCUACUCACUUCCUUCAGAUUCUCCUGGGCUAUGUCUAUAUGAUGGUUCCUCCCCUAAUUAACCCUAUUGUGUACAGCGUGAAAAGCAAACACCUCCGUGCGAGGAUCAUCAUGGCGUUUGUCAAGUGA
Messenger RNA from Pelodiscus sinensis (Chinese soft-shelled turtle), 936 nucleotides. Its product is annotated as olfactory receptor 51G2-like. The record is from RefSeq and is a predicted model, not a curated record. Lineage: Eukaryota; Metazoa; Chordata; Testudines; Trionychidae. Gene Ontology annotation, cellular component: plasma membrane. Gene Ontology annotation, biological process: G protein-coupled receptor signaling pathway. Gene Ontology annotation, molecular function: olfactory receptor activity; G protein-coupled receptor activity.